GGGGAGAGAUGACAAGCACGAAAUCCACUGACGAACUGCCUUGAGGACUAGAGGAGGUAAAUUCAUCUCUUGCUCAAGUGGCUCACUGGUCCUGAAGUGGGAAUCUGUUGCUCCUGAGGAAGAAUGUACUGCAGGAGUGUGUGCUGUCACCGCUGGUCAUCUGAGGAGAGGCUGGAUGGGAAAACGGUCGUCAUCACAGGAGCCAACACCGGUAUUGGAAAAGAAACAGCUAGGGACCUGGCAAGAAGAGGCGCUCGCAUCAUCAUGGCGUGCAGAGACCUGGAAAGGGCAGAGGAGGCCCGGACGGACAUUUUGGAAGACACAGGAAAUGAGAAUUUGGUCAUCAGGAAACUGGAUCUCUCUGACACCAAGUCCAUCAAAGCAUUUGCUGAGCUCAUCAACAAAGAGGAGAAACAAGUGAAUAUCCUGAUAAACAAUGCAGGCAUCAUGAUGUGUCCCUACUCCAAGACUGCUGACGGGUUCGAAAUGCAGUUAGGCGUGAAUCACUUGGGUCACUUCCUGCUGACUUACCUGCUGCUGGACCUCAUCAAGCGUUCAGCUCCUGCCCGUAUUGUCGUCGUGGCAUCGGUGGCCCACACCUGGACCGGGAUUCGACUGGAUGACAUCAACAGUGAGAGGAGUUACGAUACCAUGAAGGCCUAUGGGCAGAGCAAGCUGGCUAACGUCCUCUUUGCACGCUCCCUUGCCAAACGGUUACAAGGUACAGGUGUAAGCGUGUUCUCCCUGCACCCGGGGGUGGUGCAGUCUGACCUGUGGCGGCACCAGCACCAGUGCAUCCAGGUGGCAGUGAAGAUCUUCCGGAUUUUCACCAAGACGACACUGGAGGGAGCACAGACCACCAUCUACUGUGCUGUGGAGCCAGGCCUGGACAGCCAGAGCGGAGGGUACUUCAGUGACUGCGCUCCUGCAAGGUGCUCGAGGACGGCGUCUGAUGACGACUUGGCCCAAAAGCUGUGGGAGAUCAGCUGCAACAUGCUCGGCAUCACCUGGCAGUGAGCAUGUGGCAACGUGACAGUGUAUGCUUUGUAUCAUCUUUUAAAAACAGCACUUUUACGCACUUUUAUAGAGGCAUCGAUGUUACUGUUACUGUUGUGAAACAGGUGUGUUUAAUGACUCAAAGUACAGUACGGUCUUAAAGUCACUAGAUCACCACUAAGAGCUCCUUUAUUUUGUAACAUAUUAAAAUGACUCUGACAUUUCAGUAAAAAUUGGAUUCAUCAAACAAAAUUGCAUCAUGAAAUUUGUCUUUUUAUUGUAGGCUACUUUUUCCUAGCACUAGUUUUAUCUUGAGUGCAGAUGCUUUUCUGUCUUGUUAGUUUGUAAAGGUCUUAGCCAGCCUGGGCUUGCUUUGGAUGAAAAGUCUCUCUUACCUGUACAUGCCCCUUAUAAACUCUCAGCUCCAGUGUGGCAGUGGGACAGUUUUCAACACUGAUGAGAAGAGUUUGGCUCAAAACUGCCUCCAAUUGUACAUCAGUGCGCACAUACAGUAUUGUGAUUGAUAGUUAAAGCACUCAUGACUGUUAGUGUAAUAUGAAGUGGGUCCUGUUCUGCUUUUGUAGCACUUAAAGUAUUAGAAUGUACUUUUAUUAUUAAAAUACAAUGAGGCAUUGGUAUAAAAUGAUUCUAUUUUCAUUUAAGUGUUUUAUUCAACAGCCUUGUAUCAUGCAAUCUGCCUUUUCAGACGCCUUCCUGUCAGCCGAGGGAGGAAAAACGUAAACUUCUGUUAAUGUGACAAUCUGUUAGAUUGGAGAACGUGUUGCAAAGUUCUGCUUGUUUGUGUCUUUUAUGUCAAAGUUACUGUAUUUUGUUCAUGCUAACAUUUCCCAAGCUGUUGGGUUGACAUUUUCAGAUGCAGCAACGUGUGUUCAUUGAAAAGUUAAAAGAGAUUAGGUAAGUUCAGUGUAUUAGUAAUGAGAGAAUUAAGGGUCUUAAAGUCUUAGUAAUACCACCCAAACAGAUGACUGAAUUUAGCUAUGACUCACUCCAGGGUCAAAGCAUUAAAAUGACUAAAAAUAAAGCUGGAGUUGGGCUGCCUUAAUCAAAGCACUGUUUAGUAUUAUUCAUUAUUUUUCUAAUUGAUUAGGGCCGUAAUAAUGUAUGGCAAACAGCACACAUACUUGUCUUGUGCUUGACUGUAAGUGUGGGACUCGUUACACAGUAGAGUCAUUAUAGUGCGGAGCAAAGAUCAAGAGAAAAUGCCAGAAUUCUAUUUACAAACGCUAUCCUAAUCUAAAUCACAUGAUGGAGAAUUUAAGACUAGAGGAAUGUGGCAUGAGCAGUGAGGGGUGGUUACAGGGAGUCUGGGACCAGUGCUCCCUCCAAGCAAUGAGUGUAUUGUGAUUUAGACGUAUAAUCACACUCACAAAACAUCAAUCUCCUAUCAGUCAACUGUCCUGUUUCCAGAAAUGUAGUCUGUAUUGAAAACCAUUUCCUAACUUUAUUCUAAUAAAGUGAUGGUAAAAUAUUCAUACUUACUUCACAAC
Molecule: messenger RNA, 2504 nt
Organism: Epinephelus moara (kelp grouper)
Lineage: Eukaryota; Metazoa; Chordata; Actinopteri; Perciformes; Serranidae
Exons: 7
Coding region: 124-1017 (297 amino acids)
Source: RefSeq, a predicted model, not a curated record